AUGGGUAAAACUCGCAACGACGAUGACCAACAUUUUAAACAAUCUGCUUCAACUACAAGUCGAUGUUCCGAGAAUGACACUGACAGUCAUAUCAGUACACCAUUUGAAAGAUACGUGAAAAAAUUGGAGGACCAAAUACGUCUAAAAGAUAACGAAAUAUAUAGACUGGACGAAAAAUUGUCAGCGUUUCAACAACGAAUUAAUUUAGUGAAAUCUCAACAAGGAGAUGGGAACGUCUGCCACAAUUGCCAUUUAAGACUCAAUCACACCGCAAGAAAAUGUAUGUUUGAUUCAUGCACCACUUUGUUUCAAUGUGGCGAAGAGAGAUUUCAUCCAACUGAAAAUGUUGCUAAACAGUAUACGGUGUCUUUGAGUAAACUUAGAAACGAAAAGGAACAGAUGCGGAAAGAUUUGGAAAGCAAGAUAAAUGCGUCUAAAAAAGUUACAACAUCUAUUCACAAUAGAAUUGAGAACAAGCUUUUGCAGGAAAAUAACAAGGCUUACUAUGAAAGUGGUGUCAAGAAUUGGACAUUAGUAAGAAAACACGUUUACGCUUUGCAAUGCUACAGCCAAAAAUACCUUAACGGCAAAAUUCCUCCAAAGCACGAACUACUCGAAACCCUAGAAGAAGCCCUUGAGGAAUUUUCACCAGUCGAGCGAAUGAAGUUAGUACAUCAAGCUAAACCUCGUAAAAAGUGCGAGUUUGCUAGUAAGAGUCUUUUAGAAGGAUAUGGCGUAGAGUUCCCAGUCGGGCCAAGGCCAAAAGACAGUAUAUCGCGCUCAGCCUGCAAUGAUUCGAACUAUUCGAGAGACUAUUCUUGUUUAAUUCCUGAAAAUGAAGCCGAAGAAGAAGCACAACUCGGCUUAUGUAUUAGAGAAAGUUUACGUGAAAGUACCACCAUGUCAACGGCCACUGCCACUAGUACUGCUGGUGCCCUAAACGAAGGUACUGAAGGUAAAGGAACCGAGAUAAUUCCAACAUUCAUUCAUACAAUUGAGCUGACACAAUCGGUAGAAUUUAAUAAUAGCAAUGAUAAUGAUAAUAUCAAUAUAAACAUUAACAAAGAAGAAACAUUGGAUUUGGAGACAACUACAGACAAAGAGACUGCCGAAUUGCUGCUUUCACUGUCACGAAUGAAAUAA
Paramuricea clavata is the source of this 1143-nucleotide messenger RNA. The record is from the annotation of a GenBank genome assembly. Lineage: Eukaryota; Metazoa; Cnidaria; Anthozoa; Malacalcyonacea; Plexauridae.